This is a messenger RNA of Dreissena polymorpha, 1631 nucleotides long. RefSeq lists its product as uncharacterized. NCBI's taxonomy places the organism in Eukaryota, Metazoa, Mollusca, Bivalvia, Myida, Dreissenidae. The record is from RefSeq and is a predicted model, not a curated record. The coding region runs from base 121 to 1068 and encodes 315 amino acids. The transcript has 2 exons.
GUUGCGAAAUCACAUCCUCACUGUGAAAGUGAAAAUGUUGUGAUCGGCGACGGCGUUGUUGUUAUUCGUGAUGCUUUUGAAUUUCUUAAUUUAUAUUCUUUGUCGGGAAAUUUCAAGAUAAUGGUUUAUAGGACCAUGCCGUUAAAGCCAUGGCUUCAAAGGGCUUUACUAGUCGUUGGAUUCAUAUUUCUGUCAGUUGGCUCCCUAAUUUACCGAUCAAUCCUCUUCAACGUGCAUGUAUCAACAGUUUACGUGCAGCGGCGCGCGGAGCUGUUUCCUGGAAAUAUCAGCAUAUCUAAUCAGUGCACGUGGGACCUGAAUCUCACAGCUUACGAUUUCGCUGACUACACAUCGCCUGUUCUGACGCUGGUAGCCCGGAUGUUUGCGGAAGUGUACGCGCAGCGCGGGAUAAUGACCGUUCUAAGAGAAGGAUCCUUACUUCACGUGUAUCGCCGCCAUAAAGCGGACGCUGACAUGGACACGUGGUUGAUCGUUCCACGUCACAUGACAGUUGCGCAUGCGUACGAGCUUAUUCAAUCCACAAUUCAAAAUAAUACGGAAUUCUCCGAUCUCUUGUUCGAGCAUCAAAAUCAGUACCUCAUGAGUCUUUUCUUUGCCUACAGUGACUGCGCGCGCGUGCGGUUUCGAGGGAUGAAGGUGCUAGAUAUAGUCGUGCUACACGAGACGCUAAUUAAAGACCCGGAUACUCAGGUUCCGUGUUUUGAUCUACUUACGGGUUGUGUUUUAGACGUUAACGAAGACGUUGUGUCACUUUUAGACUCUCUCAAGGCCGGAACCAUGUUCGGUGACCUCUGUUACUGCAAUUACAUGGGCUCGAGGCUCCUCUGCCCUCAACACGCGACGGAGUAUCUGACCGUCCGCUACGGGAGCUCCUUCCGGACACCUGUUGCUAAGAAAGACUAUGUUUCGCUGCGCGGCGUAAGCUAUGAGCAACCGUUCGACUCAUGGAAGGCGGUGUUAUCUAGUGUUCCGAAUUUCUGGAAAAUCAAAAGAUUGUUUGAAGGACCGGACAAGAUCAGCACUGGACAACAAGCUCCUGAGAGCUAAUCUGAGGGUUAACAUCAUGUUUGUUUCAUGUUACUCCAAAUGGCGUAAAAAUAUUAAUCUUAGGUAUUUGUUAUGUUUUUUACAAAAUAAAGGUAAAUCUUAAAAGCUCUUUAACAAGAUAUGACCCAACUAAAUAGUGAAAAUACUUUUAAAUAAGUGUUAGUAUUUCAGCAAAAACGCUUCAUCAAAAUAUUUCACAAUUGCGAAAAAAAUGUAUAAUGUCUGAGUACUUUUUACGACAUGAAGAGUAUGAUGAAACAUAUAUAUUUUAGGCCUCCUACGCACAUUUUGGUGCCACCUUAUGUCUUUCAUAUAUCAAAGUUCAAUUUGAACAUACAUGAAAAUGUUGAUACUACAGAAAAUUCCACAAAUAACCAAAACAUGUCGCAAUGAAACUCAGCUUUGACUCCAUCAAAUCUACAAUCUAAAUUCAUUCAUAUUUUGUUAUAUCUAAGACUUCAUUAUAAAUCGGUCGCAAGUCGUGGCUACAUAAAAACGUAGCAAUUCAAAAGGGAUAACACUGAAGAAAGAUCUCUUAAAAUGCAAAUCAUAUAUAUAUAUAU